This is a messenger RNA of Parnassius apollo (apollo), 846 nucleotides long. Lineage: Eukaryota; Metazoa; Arthropoda; Insecta; Lepidoptera; Papilionidae. The record is from the annotation of a GenBank genome assembly.
AUGAGCAACGAUGCAAAUAAAUGGCCCCCAGUCCCCGGCGGCCCCGCUAUUCCUGGCUACGGUGGCAACCAUGGUAACGGCGGGGCAGGGGGUGCUAAGAAUCUCCAAUGGAGGUUCAGUUGCCACCUACGACGACUCGACCUGGCAACGUAUAACGCACGCACCUUGAGGACUGACGAGAAGAUACUGGAGCUGAAAGAAGAGGUAGACAAGUUGCGCUGGGAUAUUAUUGGAUUAUCUGAGGUCCGAAGAGAGGGGAAGGACACGGUAAUCCUAGAAUCCGGCAAUUUGUUCUAUCAUUUGGACCAUCUGUCCCAAGGAGGUGUUGGAUUUAUCGUCCACAAGUCUCUCGUCAACAACGUUGUAAAGUUUGGGAGUGUGUCGACGAGGGUCGCGUACCUGAUACUCAGAAUCACCAAACGGUAUUCGCUGAAGGUCAUACAGGUCUACGCACCAACCUUGGCACAUCCGGAUGAGGAGGUGGAGGAAAUGUAUGAGGAUAUUUCUAGAGCCAUGCAUUCCUCCAAAACCCACUACACGGUGUCGAUGGGAGACUUCAACGCAAAACUAGGCACAAGAGAAGGAGGUGAGCUGAAGUUAGGGAAAUUUGGAGUGGGGCAACGGAACCGUAGGGGCCUGCAGCUGGCUGACUUUAUGGAGAAAGAGGGACUCUUUAUGAUGAACUCUUUCUUCCAGAAGCGGCCCCACAGAAAGUGGACCUGGUCGAGCCCCGACAGAUCUACAAAAAAUGAGAUUGACUUCAUUAUGACGACCAGAAGCCAACUGUUCAGUAAUGUCUCAGUGACCGCAAGGGUGAAAACCGGCAGCGAUCACCGAAUGGUUUGA